AUGUUGCAUUCCACACCCAUUCCAAACCUUGUUCUUGAUAAACCACCCCACCACCAAGACCAUGCUACUACUACUGCUACUACAACCGAUCUUCCUGUCAGCCCCGAGGAGCUUGAAUCGUUAAGGCAAGCUUUCCGUAUCUUUGAUUCGACUGGCACAGGCAGCAUUACCAUUGGCCAAUUCAGCAAAAUCGUCAAGAAUCUCAACAUUGCGACCGAUCCCAACGAGAUUGACUGUAUCGCACGCUCUGUCGACUUGAACAAUGACCACGUGAUUGAUUUUGAGGAAUUUGCUACCGCCAUGAUUCGCCACUUGGCACCCUUACAUCCUGCUCAUGAGCCCCUGCAGCCAACUGCUACAACAACAGCAUCAUCUCGACGAGUGCGGAGCAAACGUAUUAGUUUUCAUGACGAGAUGGAACUUCUCCAAUGCUUCCAAGCCUUUGACAAGAAUGGCGAUAACCGUAUUAGUCAACAAGAACUUGCUGAAGUCAUGAUCAGUCUUGGCGAACGACUUUCCUCACAUGAUCUCCAGGCUAUGAUGAAGGAAGCCGAUAUCAACCGAGAUGGAUACAUUGACUUUGAAGAAUUCAAACAGCUUUUACCAUCAUGA
Lichtheimia ornata is the source of this 612-nucleotide messenger RNA. RefSeq lists its product as uncharacterized. The record is from RefSeq and is a predicted model, not a curated record. Bases 1 to 612 code for a protein of 203 amino acids. The transcript is spliced from 2 exons. NCBI's taxonomy places the organism in Eukaryota, Fungi, Mucoromycota, Mucoromycetes, Mucorales, Lichtheimiaceae. Gene Ontology annotation, molecular function: calcium ion binding.